CAAAAUUGGUAUCUUGAAAUAGUCAGCCAUGGCUGCGGUCCCUGUAUUUCGCGUCGCCGUAUCCUUUCGGCAACCAUCCACGGCGGCGGCCGCGCCGUCCGCGCUGUCUUCCGCCAAGUCCGCGUCGUUCGGCUGCGCGUCAUCGCUCUGCCCCUGCACCCCGUCCGCAGCCUCCCGCGCUGCCAAGGGGAGGCCGGCCGUCGUGACGCCGCGUGCAGAACUGGACAGCGACACGCUCGUGGGCAUCGGCGUGGGGCUGGCCGGGCUUGCCGUGGGCAUUGGCAUUCCCGUCUUCUACGAGGUCGCCGUCAAGGGAUCGGAAAAGCGCGAGAACGACCAGCCGUGCUUCCCCUGCAAAGGCACCGGCGCUCUGUCGUGCCGGUUCUGCCAGGGCACGGGCGUGGUGGUGGUGGAGCUGGGCGGCGGCGAGAGGGAGGAGUCGGAGUGCAUCAACUGCAGCGGCAAGGGCGCCAUCACCUGCACCACCUGCCAGGGCGCGGGCGUGCAGCCCAGAUACCUGGACCGCAGGGAGUUCAAGGAUGACGACUAAGCCCAUGCUUGAUAUCUACGUGAAGGUCCAGUGCAUGCGCGAUAAUUUGUUAUUUAUGUAUUGUUGUGGUAAAAUCGUACUUAAAGCCCGCCCAGCAUGUUGUAUAUUUGUACUGUUUAGGUAGGUGGGACGGCAGAACCUGAUAGGAUAACGAAGGAUUCUUCAAACGAAAUAGUUGGCGAAUACUUGGCUUUGCAGAGCAAGCGUUUGUUUCGUGCAAGCUAGCCGGGC
Closterium sp. NIES-67 is the source of this 781-nucleotide messenger RNA. The record is from the annotation of a GenBank genome assembly. NCBI's taxonomy places the organism in Eukaryota, Viridiplantae, Streptophyta, Zygnematophyceae, Desmidiales, Closteriaceae.